Messenger RNA from Pelobates cultripes (western spadefoot toad), 630 nucleotides. NCBI's taxonomy places the organism in Eukaryota, Metazoa, Chordata, Amphibia, Anura, Pelobatidae. The record is from the annotation of a GenBank genome assembly.
AUGGCUGCCCUGGUGGAAGCUCCACAGCCACAAACAAGCAUGGCAGUCCAGACAUGGCAAGAAAUCUUCUACAACAAAUUCAACAAGAUUUGCCAAGAGUUCUGCCCCCAACACCCUCUCUGCUAUGCAGUUUUGGAGAACUUGAUAGCUGCGACGACUCCUCCAUCUACAUCCAGACAGAAGUUCCUAUUGAAGCCCUGUCAAGCAAACCAUCCAGCUGCACAGAGGGGUUCCCGGAAUACGCCUCGCCCUGGCUCCCGUCACACACCAGAACGGAGACAAAGGCACUGGCGAACACCACAGCUCAUGCACAACCGCAGCAGCCGAGGACCAAUGCAGAUCCGAAGCUACAGAACACUGAUUGAUACAUGCUGCCAACGUGCCCCAGCUUGGAGCUCCAUGAAGGGCAGACUUCUCAAGCACAAACUGCACAAUCAGAGAGUCCCCCCUCGGCUAGGCUUACCGAGUGCACUGGGGUGGUUCCAGAGGCUCGAUCCUGUGGCUAGCUAUUGCUGGACUCAUAAAGACACGCAGCAGGGACACAGCCAUAUCUGGGGUUGGUGGGGUCCUCCUCCACAACUUGACAUAUGCAGGCUUACAGUAUAUUUCCCAACCUUAGGAGUAGGUUAG